Messenger RNA from Plasmopara halstedii, 195 nucleotides. Its product is annotated as stress-associated endoplasmic reticulum protein 2-like. The coding region runs from base 1 to 195 and encodes 64 amino acids. The transcript is spliced from 2 exons. Gene Ontology annotation, biological process: endoplasmic reticulum unfolded protein response. Lineage: Eukaryota; Oomycota; Peronosporomycetes; Peronosporales; Peronosporaceae. The record is from RefSeq and is a predicted model, not a curated record. Gene Ontology annotation, cellular component: endoplasmic reticulum.
AUGGCCAACUCGUUACGAAUGCGUUUACGCUCCGAGAAACAUCUUGCCAACAUUACAAAGCGAGGCCAAGUGUCACAGCCUAAAAAGGAAGACAAGGGCUAUAGUGUGGGUCCUAUCCUGUUUGGCUUUUUCGUAUUUGUGCUAGUUGGUUCAGCGUUGGUACAGAUAUUACAAUCUGCGCAGUUUGGCCUGUAA